Molecule: messenger RNA, 1389 nt
Organism: Symbiodinium natans
Lineage: Eukaryota; Dinophyceae; Suessiales; Symbiodiniaceae
Source: the annotation of a GenBank genome assembly
AUGGGGAGACCUGCGCUCGAGGAUGUGAAGAGUGCUCUGCUGAACUGGAACAAUCUCUUCGUGGUCUCUCUUUGGAUAUCGCAGGCCUGCCUGAGCGUGUCGCACAAGAGGGUGUCCAUCGUAAUGAGGGAGUCUCCUUUCGUGCUGACAAGUUUGCAGCCGGUCUGGAUCGCAGUGGCAUUUGGCAUUGUUUGGGCAGCGAUUUCCUGUCGGGGCCAUUCUCAAAAGCGCGCAGAGGAAGAAUCUGCAGCCGCAAGUGACUCUGGGGACGAGGAGCAAGACAGUGACGACAGCGUGAGCGGUGGCCCAGCGCCUAAAUUCAGAGUCUGGCAUUCUGCAGUGAUGGGGUUGCUCUUCACGACCUACAACUUCUUGGGGUAUAGUGGCGCUCGUGGGCAUCUUGUGUCAGGUCCUCUUAUUCUCUUGCUGCAGCAGACGGUGAUACCUCUGACCAUGUUGUUUUCAAUUUGUUUUCUUGGCCGGCGGUACUUUGCCACCCACAUCCUCAGCUGCGCUUGCAUUCUUGCCGGUAUCCUAGUGUCGUUCAUUGGCAAGGAGUGGACAGCAAAAUCAACAGGUGCAGUGUGCUUGCUCUUGGCGCAAGCUUUCCCUGGAGCUUCGUCGACGGUGUUCAUGGAGUACUCUUUGCAACGUGCGCACGUCUCAUUCUGGAAGCUUUGGACCUUGAUCAACGUCUUCGAAGUGGUUGCUUUACCACCUGUUUUUGUAGCCUCCGUUCCCCUUCAGGGCCUGACAUUCGCGCAGUCACCGGGGAAUCUUCUGGAUGGCUUCCAGUGUCUCUUCCUUGGUCAAGGUGGUGCAGCUGGAGCGGAUGAUGAAGAGUGCGCGACGUUGGCAUACUUAUACCCCGUCUUCGUGGUUGCACUCAUCGCCGUGAAAACUUUGCAGGCAGCUGUGAUCGCCAAGUUUUCAUCAGGCCUUGUUUGGGUUGUUGCAGCUGCAGCCGUGCCAUUGGCCUCACAGGCCUUCACCGUCCCUUUGGUCAUGGGCUCCUCAAACGUGCAGCCACCGCUGUCUGCCUGGAUUUGGCUUGGCACUGUGUUGGUCGUGGCUGGCAUGGUCCUCUUUCGUGUGAAGGAGGCGGUGAGGGAGGACUUGCGACUUUGGAAGAGCUGGGUCUCACGUGGUGCGUCGGCCAUGCUCAGCUCGGGUCCCGGCGCUGAGAUCGAGUCUCUGCGGCGGCAGCUAGCCCUGUCCGCGGAGCAGGUGGACUUCAACCAGGAGUGCUGCCAAGACCUCCAGCUUCGCUUGAGGCAACAGCACAACAAGGCAGAGGAGCGCCUGCGCAAGGAAAGGGGGAGGUUCGCCACGGUGAACCGCCUCGAGGGCGUCUUGCCGAAGCAGAUGCUGCUGAAAGCCCUGGCGUGA